Anastrepha ludens (Mexican fruit fly) is the source of this 1723-nucleotide messenger RNA. Its product is annotated as protein tumorous imaginal discs, mitochondrial. The record is from RefSeq and is a predicted model, not a curated record. The transcript is spliced from 2 exons. Gene Ontology annotation, biological process: response to heat; protein folding; negative regulation of apoptotic process. Bases 115 to 1557 code for a protein of 480 amino acids. Gene Ontology annotation, molecular function: heat shock protein binding; ATP binding. Gene Ontology annotation, cellular component: mitochondrion. Lineage: Eukaryota; Metazoa; Arthropoda; Insecta; Diptera; Tephritidae.
AGCAUUUCAAUUUACACAGUCAUUGUGAACGGGUAAACAUCUGUGAAUUGCUAAUGAAAGUGGAAGAAGCAACCUUUCUAUGUGAAGCAUGGUCGUUGCUGUUACCGCAUAGGAAUGUCCCUAUCCGAAGGAGUUAUCGUAAAAAUGAUUUCGUCAGCCAAGUCAAUAAAUCUGCGUGCAGUUCGCCAGUUAUCAAAUCGUGCUAUUAAUUGCUAUUCGGCAGAAAAUUUGGCAUUGCAGUCAAAAUCACAAAGACGUUUCUUCGCCGGGUGGAAUGGACGUGAUAAAACAUUGCCAAAGUUGCUGUUGACAGCAACACCCGCACAGCAGCAGCGGUUUGAAAUACAUCUUUCAAAUAUUUUGGACGCCAAGGAUUAUUACCAGAUAUUAGGUGUAGCUAAGAACGCCAAUUCGAAAGACAUCAAAAAGGCGUACUAUCAGUUGGCUAAGAAAUACCAUCCUGACACAAACAAAAGCGAUCCAGAUGCGGGCAAAAAAUUUCAAGAAGUUUCUGAAGCAUACGAAGUUCUUAGCGAUGACACUAAGAGGCGCGAAUAUGACACAUAUGGUCAGACUUCUGAGAAUAUGGGACGAGCUGGAGGCUUUGGGGGACAGGGCCCACAGGGAUUCUCGCAAAAUUGGCAAUUCCGUUCUACAAUAGACCCCGAGGAGUUGUUUCGCAAAAUAUUUGGAGAUGCUAACUUUCGAAGCAAUAGUUUUGAUGAGUUUGCUGACUCAAAAUUUGGUUUUGGUGCUGCUCAAGAAAUUGUGAUGGAUUUGACCUUUGCCCAAGCGGCACGAGGCGUUAACAAGGAUGUUAACGUAAAUGUUGUUGAUACUUGUGGAAAAUGCAGUGGAUCAAAGUGCGAACCUGGUACCAAGCCCGGACGCUGCCAGUAUUGUAACGGCACAGGCAUGGAAACUAUUUCGACUGGUCCUUUCGUUAUGCGUUCAACUUGCCGUUAUUGCCAAGGCACACGUCAAUACAUAAAAUAUCCGUGUGCUGAAUGUGAAGGCAAAGGUCAAACGGUGCAGCGCAAGAAGGUCACCGUCCCUGUGCCGGCAGGUAUCGAGAAUGGUCAAACAGUACGAAUGCAGGUUGGACGUAAAGAACUUUUCGUAACCUUCCGUGUUGAGCCCAGUAAGUAUUUUAAACGAGAAGGCGCUGAUGUACACACCGAGGCAGCGAUUUCGCUUUCUCAGGCGGUAUUUGGCGGUACUAUACGCGUGCAAGGCGUAUACGAAGAUCAGUGGAUUAAUAUACCUCCGGGUACACCUUCGCACCAUAAAGUUUACCUACGUGGGAAGGGUCUAAAACGUGUAAAUGCGCAUGGACAUGGCGAUCAUUAUAUUAAUAUAAAAAUUGAAGUACCUAAAAAUCUUACACAAGAACAAAAAGCAUUGUUGGAAGCUUAUGCAGAAUUGGAAACAGACACACCGGGACAAAUCAAUGGUAUUACGAGAAAAAAAGAUAAUACCAAGAAAGCUACAACAGCGGACACCCCGAACACGUUCCUAUCGAAAAUUAAAUCGCUCUUUAAUAGACAGUCCAGUUAAUAUUAAGGGAUAUGAGUGUGUGUAUGGGUAGGACUUAGUGAUCACUCCGUUAUUUCACGAACGAUUUGAUCGACCAAACAAUUGAUUGCUUUAUUGUUUUAGUUAGUUUAAUAGACGAUGAUAUCAAAAUAAAAUAAACUACUAUUAUAUUAGCUGUAACUACGAA